AACGUAUCGGAAAUACGUAGCCGUGUGACGGCGCCACAAGAGCGUCGCGACGCACCUCGACGCGACGCAAGCUAUGGUCGUCAGGCGGCGCCGGUCGUUCGUCACGAAACGAGGCGGGGUUGCAGAAGGGAAGUUCGCAUGAAAGAAAGAGAAGGAAAGACUCAGCGAAUUCACGCAACGUGAACUUGAGGAAAAGAGAAAGAGCCGAGGAGAAUCACGAACGAACGUACGGCGAAACUAGCGCCCCGGUUUUACACUCUCUUCGUUACUUUCCUGCCUAUCCUAUCGUGAGACAAGCACAGUUCGCUUAGUUAAAUGCCAAAUCGUGACACCAUAUCACCCUGAUCCUUUUCAGAGAUUCCCUCCCAUUUAUCGUUCGUCUUUUUUUACAUUUUCUAUCUUACUGUCCAUUCUUGCCUCACGCCAACAACGUCGUUCUCUCGCUGAUCACUUACAAAAAUAUACGAAAACCUGAACCUGUUACUCCGUAGCUUUCUGUAGUGAUUUCGCAGUGCACAUCCGAAAGAAAUAGAGAUAGGAGAGAGGUCGAAGCAGAAGACAACGAAGAAUACUUGUGCGUGAAACGAUACGAAUGCAUGUGUGCAUCAUGCGUGCUUUUCUUACAUGUGUAUGUAUUACAUCGGUACGAGGUACGAUAGUGUCUCGUCGUAGGUCUCUUUCGAUCCUACCAGUGACUAAUUGAGCGUGCACAUUCAGCGACUUUAUGGCUGGACAAUGCAUCGACCAGGAUAACGCCGGAGCAAGGAGACAACAAGAAAUCCUUCGAGUUCUGUGAACAUCGUCUGCCUUCAUACUUGUUCCUUUCGUCCAUCUCAUGGCACAAAUUUUGUCGUAUGAGAAAUCAGUUACAAGGAAUUCAAGCGAAGAAACGACAGAAAGUACAACGAGAAACAAGAUCGUUGAUACCGGCCGAUAAUGAUGCGAUAACUGGAGAGGGUGAAAUCGCGCAGAAGGCAAAUGGAUCGAACGAUAGACGAUACAAAAAUCCACCGAAUAAUGUGCAAUACUUUAUGGCCAUCUCUACAUGCAAAAUUUAAAAGAUCGCUCACACUGCGUAAACAAAUUAUUCGAUAAAGCAUGAAAACUUCCUAUAAAGAUUUACAGUGACGAGAUUGUAUAAUGAUUUUAAACGUAUAACAAAACAACAUCAAUUUGUAAAAAAGAAAACAGAUCGCAUGUUUUUCGAUCGUUCGUGUUGGAUUAAUAACAGAAAUCAUUAUGGACGAAAUAAAGGUGGCGAACUUGGGUCAAGCGGCUUCGGCCGCGUGCUCGAUGGCAACGAAUUUUUUGGCGCCAGUGAAAACCGAACGGCAGAUCUACGAGAAUUCGAUGCUCGAGGACGAUCCCAAUGCCAACUCGGUGGUACCGACUUCGCAAGAGGACAGGACUGUACCGAGAUGGGGUCCUAAUCACAAAGGCGCCCAAGAAUUAGCAAAUCUUUACAGCACUGGAAAAAGGACGCAGGAGUGUAUUUGUGUUGGUAUCUGCAUUACACUUAUGGUGGUUAAUUCAAUAUUUAUCCUCGUUAGGUUACGAUUUGAAAACUUGAGCCCUAUAGCGGUAGCGGCGUUUUGUGGCAUCGUAACAGCAGAUUUCGGAUCUGGUUUUGUCCACUGGGCUGCCGAUACAUGGGGUUCUGUAGAACUUCCUAUUUUAGGAAAGAAUUUUUUGAGGCCUUUUCGAGAGCAUCACAUUGAUCCCACAAGUAUAACGAGGCAUGACUUUAUAGAAACUAACGGUGAUAAUUUUAUGGUCACAAUACCAUUCCUUUGUAAGUUAACAUGGGAUUUUUUAACACUCCCAGAAUCAGAGAUUCAGCAAAAGUUUGUGUGCACCUGUUAUUGGUUUCUACUUGCAAUUUUCGUAGCAAUGACUAAUCAGAUACAUAAAUGGUCUCAUACAUAUUUUGGACUACCUGCUUGGGUUGUGUGGUUACAAGAACACAGAAUUAUAUUACCCAGGAAACAUCACCGUGUACACCAUGUCGCACCACAUGAAACUUAUUUCUGCAUUACGACAGGAUGGUUAAAUUGGCCUCUAGAAAAACUUCAUUUUUGGUACAUAUUAGAAGUCAUAAUUGAAAAGUCCACUGGUUUCAGACCAAGAGCGGAUGAUUUGAAGUGGGCCCAGAAACGAUCUUGAGAAUUAAUGUGGUUCAUUGUUUUAUGCAUUUUUAUGGACAAAAAACAAAUGUAGCAGGAGGUGAAACUUUCUAUGGAUCUAUAAUUUCGUGGAAAGAUAUAGAAAGGAGUUUCGAACAUUGGAAGGAAAAUUAAACUAAUGAAUAUAACUUUUUUCUUACACUUAGCACUACGAGGCCUUUCCUACAAAAUAGAUAGCGUGAUUAAAGACAUUUAGUAUUACUUGAACAUGCUUUUGAAGUUUACACAUUUAUAAUACGUAUGUGCAAUAAUAUAGAUGUAUAUAUUCUAUAAGAAAAAUGUGAGUACGAAAUCAUAUUUGCAUAACUAUAAACAAUUGGCCUGAGAAACUAAGCAAUUAUACGUUUAUGCACUGCACAAUCAUUAUACAAAUAGCACAAACUUCGACAAAAUUUAAUUUAAUGUUUUACAUCGUAAUUUUAAAAACAAACGAAGUAUUGCAAAGUUGAGAUUAAAAUAUUGCACACAUUAUACAACAUAAGUGGCUAUGAUAUGAAAUCGAGUGUUAAAAACAAAUAUUGAAACAUAUAUGUGUAUAUAUAUAUACAUAUAUGAAAAUAUGUGUAUGUAUAUGUAUGUAUAUAUAUGAAUGAAGUAAUAUUUACAUAUAACAUAUUUAUGAAGUAAUCUAAAAUUUGUUGCUUACAUUUGUUUACAAGCAAUGUAAACAGUGUAAUUUUGAAAAGAAUUUAUAAUUCAAAUUAAUGUGCUAAUUCACACAAAUCUAGUCUGCUGUAACUGCUUGAGCACAGUCAUAAAUUUCCCUGAACCUCUGAAAAAUAUUGAGCCACUGAAAUUGAGAAUAAAAAAUAUUAAUUGAUUUGUAAUAGCGAUAUUUUAUCCGAUAUGAAUAUUGUCAAUUUAAAUAGUACCUACUUAUACACGCAUAUUGUAAAAUCAAGUACUUCUCCUUUUUUAAUUAAAAAAGACCACGAUUGAUAUACAAUUUAUACUUUACAUGUUUUAACACAACUUGCUACCGAUAUUUAGAAUUUUUAAAAUCGGCUAUCUGGUUUUCAAUUCUGGUUGGAUAAUGUUGUCACAAUUUGAGCUAAGAUCCUUAUAAUGGUGUUCAGUGUAGAAUUUAUAAUAAAAAAAUUUUGAGCUUUAUAUACAAAAAUAAAAAUUUUACAACGCUUAAAAAUAUUAUUAUAACUUCGUUCGAUAUAAACAAAUGAAUGCCGCUUUUGUUUUUUGCAUUAACUACAUUCUUAAUUUGUGACACUCUAACAAACAUAAAAAUAAGGUGCUAAGCAUAAGUACAAGUUCUAGGUUCAGGGACCAAUCAAGGACCUAUUAUUGCUCUAUGCAGCAGUCUUCUAAGUAAUUGGUUUGGUUUGGGUAAAGUAUACUGACGAACAAAUAAUAAUGGGAAGGUGGCUGAAUAUUUAUAUAUAAUAAUAAUUAAUAAUAAAUCCUAUGCUGCUGGUGACUUUAAUUUUUACACCUACUGUAUUUUUUAUUGGCAAUCACUUUGAACGCCUUGUGACUUUCAGUAUACUUUAUGCAGAGCUCUUUACCAUGAUAUAUAUGUUCCUUGCAAGCAAAUCAUUAGUAAUGUCUUUGAAAGGAAACAAUAAUUAUAAGACAUUGCAAUUAUAAUAAGUACUGUAAUUGUUAUUGUUGUUGUUAUUGUUAUAAAGAAAGGAGUAUAAACUUUAAAGAAAAUUGUCAUAUUAUAAUGCGUGCCAGAA
This is a messenger RNA of Megalopta genalis, 3877 nucleotides long. Lineage: Eukaryota; Metazoa; Arthropoda; Insecta; Hymenoptera; Halictidae. The record is from RefSeq and is a predicted model, not a curated record.